GGUGAGCCUCCUCCAUACUCAUUAACCUCCAACCACGUUCAUUCUUCGACUACGCAUAGAAAUGUCGAAACGAAAACAAUCUAGACAAGUCGGAGAGCAGCCUGUGAUCUCCUCAUUCUUUACUCAGACAACGCCGUCAAAUACUCCCAGGAAGAGUCGGCCAGCCGCGACUUCGUCAAGUUCUCCUAUUGACUUGACGUUAGACUCAGAUGCGAGCGACGUCGAAGCACCUCGAAAGAGGCAGAGGACUACCACUAGUGAUUUCUUUUCUCCUUCACGCUCAACACCUCGAAAUGCCGUUCCGGGGCCGUCACGUAGCACCAAUGAUGGAGGUGCAGUCGAGAGGUAUCGCUUUGACCCAAUUUCAUCGAAUGAUCAAAAGCAAAAGGACGGCAGAGACGCUCCGUCUCAGAGGAAACGUCGGGAACGUGCCAAGCAGAUACUGCUAGGAGAUAAGAAUGUCUUCGCUCAUGGUGAAGAGGUGGAUGGGUUAGGACAUGACGACGACUUAGAAGACAAUACGCCUGUCAGCCACAAGACGUCAGCUCACAAUGUAGCACAUGAUGAGGACGAAAAGUUCGAAGAGACUAUUUCCUUCUUCACGAAUCCCAAGGUGAAAGGCAAGGGCAAAGCGAGGAGCUCGGUUGCCCCGAGUAGGAAUAAGAAGAGCAAGGAGAUAGGACCGAGUGGUGAACCUUACACGCCGCUUGAGUUACAGAUUCUCGAGCUGAAGCGCAAGCAUCCGGGUACCAUCCUCAUGUUUGAGGUUGGAUAUAAAUAUCGGUUCUUCGGUGAAGAUGCACCUAUUGCAGCCAAAGAACUUGGUAUCAUAGCAUUUCAGCACCGCAACUUCCUAACUGCCUCCAUACCCGUCCACCGUCGGGAUAUCCAUCUCAGAAAGUUGUUAUCCCAAGGUUACAAAGUUGGCAUCAUAGGUCAGACUGAGACAGCAGCUCUUAAGAAAGUCGGAGACACACGUAACGAGCUAUUCGCUCGAGAACUUACCAACCUCUAUACUGCCGCAACGUAUGUUGACCAUCUAGGCUCCGCUGACGAUUUAGAUCCUGUGUCAGUUGCACCAUUGGUAUGCUUAGUGGAAGAGCUUCGUGGUGGUAUGGGUGCGGAUGAGAAAGUGUGCAUUGGGAUGGUUGCCGUGUCGCCUAGUACGGGGGACGUGGUUUGGGAUCAUUUUGAUGACAACCAUAUGAGGACCGAAUUAGAGACAAGGAUGGUCCAUACCACUCCAAGCGAACUUUUACUCCCCCAAAACAAACUAAGCAAGCCGACGGAGAAGAUGUUAACAUAUUUUACUGCCCACUCUACCGCAGAACAUAGGACACGAAUUGAACGAUACAAGAACGACCUUACAUAUACUGAAGCCUUCUCGUACCUCACCAAAUAUUACACUGACAAAUCUAAGCAAGCAAAAGCUUCGGAUGAGUUCAAAUCAGGUCGCCUUAUGGCCGCGGUCUCAGACUUUCCGAAAUCCGUCGUAAUCGCAUUGGCUCACGUCGUGAAAUAUUUGUCCAAGUUCGAGGUGGCAGACGCGCUGUUGGAAACCAAAUUCUUUUCCAAGUUUACGGAGAGAACGCACAUGUUGCUGAAUGGGAAUACUUUGACGAACUUGGAAAUCUAUCGCAACGAGACUGACUUCACGAAGAAAGGUUCGCUCAUGUGGAUUUUGGACCGGACGACAACCAAGUUUGGGGCAAGGAUGUUGAGAAGUUGGGUCGGAAGACCUCUAGUUGAUGCUGUUGCUCUGAAAGAGCGCACGGACGCGGUAGAAGAGAUCAUGCAUACCACUUCCGGAAAGCUGACAAUAUUGCGACAAUUAUUGAAGAAUUCGCCCGAUCUUGCCAGAGGUUUAUGUCGAAUACAGUACGGCAAAUGCACCCCACAAGAGCUAGCGAGUCUCCUGCCGGCUUUCUAUAAAAUAGCCACCGCCUUCAACCCAAACGAUCGUCCUGGGUUCAGGUCUCUAUUACUCAACGACGUCAUCUUCGCUCUUCCAAAGUUGAGAGAGCCUAUGAUAGCUUUACUAGGAGAAGUUAACCUUGCCAUGGCCAAAGAAGGACAAAAAGACAAGAUGUGGAAGGACCUGGAAAAAUACCCUGACCUGGAUAGUUUUACUUUUGAUUUACAAGCGAACGAGUCGGAGUUGGUUGAUGAACUUAAGACUAUUCGUAAAACGAUCAAGAAGCCCGCGUUGCAAUAUACAACCUGGAACGGUGAGGAGUAUGUUGUUGAAGUGAAGAAGAAUGAGAAUCGAGAGAUUCCUGCGGAUUGGAUGCUCAUAUCUAGUACCAAGACAGUGCGUCGUUGGCGGCCACCCAAGGUCAAAGAACUUGUAGAACGUCGGGCCCAACUGCAAGAAGCCAUAGCUCUGGAGUCAAAUCAAAUCUAUCACUCUUUCCUCCAGCGGAUCUCCCAAGAUCACUACGCCCUCCUUCGAGACGCCGUCAACAAGCUCGCUGUGGCAGAUUGCCUAAUCAGCCUAUCACUCCUUGCCCUCCAGCAGGGAUAUAUUCGACCGACAUUCUGCGAUGCGGAAACUGAUGGUGAUGUUUUGGAAAUUGUGGAAGGUCGACAUCCGAUGGUAGAGGCAGUGCGGGAUGAACCCUUUGUACCUAAUACAAUCAGAAUGGGUGCUGGGGAACCCAGGAGUAAGAUUAUAACUGGGCCGAAUAUGGGCGGUAAGAGUUUGACUGUAAGAAUGGUGGCAUUGUGCAGUAUUAUGGCGCAGAUUGGUUCAUAUGUUCCGGCUACCUCAAUGCGGAUGUCAAUGGUCGAUGGUAUCCUGAUUCGAAUGGGCGCUUCGGAUGAAUUGGCCAGGGGACGAUCGACGUUUAUGGUCGAAAUGCAAGAAACCAGCGAAAUACUGCAGUUUGCAACGCGGAAGUCCUUAGUGAUUCUUGACGAACUUGGGCGUGGCACUUCGACCUUUGAUGGGAUGGCAGUCGCCAGCGCCGUUCUUCAACAUCUAAUCCAGAAUACAAAGUGCAAGACUCUCUUCAUCACCCACUAUCCUCAGGUUGCGACCGAUUUGGAGAAAAAGUUUCCCGCAGACGUCGAAAACCGACAUAUGGGAUUCGCAGAAGAUACCAGAAUAGACGGAACGCGAGAAGUUACCUUCUUGUACAAGCUCAUGCGAGGACUGGCCGUCGACUCGUUUGGAGUGGAGUGUGCGCGUCUUGCUGGUGUUCCAGAGAAGGUACUUGAAACGGCCAGUGAAAAAGCUCAAACCAUGAAAGCUCAAGUAGAACGGCGAGUCAAUAGGAACAGGUUGCGAAAAUGCCUGAAGUUGCUCAGAGGCCCAAUGCCGCCAGAGCUUUCCGCGACGUUACAUGACUUACGAAUACUGCUGCAAUAGAUCGAAGCUCAUAUUCUAGAAUCGUAUACCACAGCAUCUAAUCUAGGAGGAUUUGUUUUUAUUGACCUUUUUCCGCUUGGCCUUUUUGGUUACGACCUCCUCGUCACCCUGUUCCCCAUCGUCAGCUUUCCGCUUAGUAGCACCUGAAGAUGGUUUGUUGCUACUCGUGCUGUCCUUGGUGGAUGAUUGGUUGACAGCCCGGAUAACCUGCUUGCAGAGGUUUUGCAGACCUGCGGCCGCUUUCAAGGAGUCCGAUGUGGCAAGAUUCUUGGAGAGCUCCUCCCAGCUUGAGGGAUCCCACAAUGUUGCCAGUUCUUCCGGACUGGAAACAAUGCGCUUACUCUGACGAACCGCUGAAAUUGCUAACUUAAGAAUCUCCUUGACAUGAGCGGCCGUCAGAGACGCCUCGGUGCAUGCUUUGGAGACAGCCGCGAGGAUCGCGUCCCGCAAGCUCGGCAUGAAAGAAAUGAUUUCCUCUUUGUGGUCACCCUAUAUGCAGGUUAGGUAAAAUUGAUUACUGUGUGAGGUCAUCACUUACUAUAGCGAACAGCUGGUUGACCAGCACUUGCAGUAACUGGAAGGCCUGGCUUUGGCGAUAACCAUUAACCGCGGUCUUUGUGACGUCGAUAAGGUUGUUGCGCAGAUUCCACGCUGCACCAGGAUAGCGGCGGAUGAAAUCCUGCAAGAAUGCCGUAUUCAGGCGGGACGCCUUUCGGGUGAUGAAAUCUUUCAGCGACUCUUGAUAGGCCUUGACGACUUCUUGCUCAGCGUCGCCCCGAUUGAGAAGUGUCUUCACAAGAUACAAGCUGCACUGAUUGAGGGUGGCAAGUACAUCCGAUGAUGGUGCCUUACGAGCUCGAACAUGAAGUUCUUGCAGCACCACUAUAGCUUGUUCUUUAUCAACGUCUGCGGGAAUCUCCUUCGAUUUGCCAAUUCUUGAUCGAAGGAUGCCGGUGGUUUUAUCCGCAAGCUGCUUCUCAUCCGAGCUAGUGUCGACGAUAAGCUCAACGAGAGGCAAAAUUACCCUGAUGACGUGCGGGCUGGUAGGCUGCUUCUUCAAAAAGAUGUCCACGAGAUCGAGAACACGAUUCUUGUAAUGCGUAGCUUCUCUUUGAGCAUCGACGCCACCUGUGAAAAAUCAAUGUCACUCAUAAUGAACAUCAAGCGAUUGAAACUGU
Molecule: messenger RNA, 4548 nt
Organism: Somion occarium
Lineage: Eukaryota; Fungi; Basidiomycota; Agaricomycetes; Polyporales; Cerrenaceae
Source: the annotation of a GenBank genome assembly